Molecule: messenger RNA, 1220 nt
Organism: Truncatella angustata
Lineage: Eukaryota; Fungi; Ascomycota; Sordariomycetes; Amphisphaeriales; Sporocadaceae
Exons: 3
Coding region: 1-1065 (354 amino acids)
Source: RefSeq, a predicted model, not a curated record
AUGAUUAAGAAGUUGGAUCGCCAAAUCCAGGCACUUCGCCCAGAAGAAGCACGUUCAGAAUGCUCAUCCUUUAACGCUAUCGACAGAAACCUAUCAGACCAUACUCGUUCAAACGCUCAGAGCAAGAUCACUCCGCCUUUCUUUUUCGAAUGGAUUCUUCCAAAAGACGACAAAAAUAGUGCUACCAGCUCCCAGAGCAAUCAAAAAGCCUCUCCGAAUGAAGAUACGAUCAGCAUGGCAACAAGUACUCGUGACGAAUCGCCAGCAUCGGCCAGCCCUAUCUCUGUACACAAACCCAGACCGCCUCGUCGUCAAGACUUUGCUGAUACCAAUUGCCGCUUAUCGGGGAGCAUGUCAGAGAUGUCGAAUCCUGCAGCCACCGCUCGAAAUGAAACUAGUGGCUCCGCGACGGGCUGGGAAAGCCUGAGGGAUGGCACACUUCACAAUGACUCCAAAGCACAUCGCAAUCGGUUACCGUUCGAUUCAAGCCCAUAUGGCUUAACAAACCAAACAAUUGGCCCUGAGCAUGAGGUUGGAGUUUCACGCCGCUCAAGCUUGGCCCGCAAUCCAGGAUCGGCACCAUUCCCGUCAGGAUGCUGUUCGGUCUGCAAUUUCGACAAGAGAACAUUGCUGCAGCACAUUGAAAAGGUAUUGCAGUUUUCUUGCCAGGACGAAAUUCCAUGGGAGUCUCUCCUAAGUGGUCAUGCUAUCUCAUCCAGCCGCCAGAAAACCGCAGCCAUGUUAAAAGUAAGUCUUUGGGCCCUCCGAGACUAUGCUAUGGGCAUGAAGAUUUCGGAAGAUGGAGAAAUGGGGACAGAGGCUUCAGGAGUCACGGGACGAUCAGUGGAUUCCUGGAACGUCGGACCGACAACUGACGGUAUCUCUGUCUUCAGUCAUGGGUCCUGUCACCUGAAUGAACAGAGCCCUCUAAGCCGCAAGGUUGGACACAAUCGUAUACGUGCAUCAAUACGGGACUCAACUGGACACGGCGCGCUUCGCCGGCCCCGGAAGGCUUGGACUAGCCAUGAUGAACAGCGUCUGAAAGCUUGGGUCCGAGAAAAGUAGGACUGGUCUGAGAUUGCGACACGCUUGAACCGGACCCCAAGCGCCGUUGAGCAACAUUGGCGGUUGAUGAUUAUCCACGAGCGCAAGGCGAGCCUAAGGAUGUACAGAUUUAGAAGGGCUUCGGAUUGAUUUCAUGCAGAAUUUUAGAGUAGUUC